Pomacea canaliculata is the source of this 1504-nucleotide messenger RNA. RefSeq names its product neuropeptide SIFamide receptor-like. Gene Ontology annotation, biological process: G protein-coupled receptor signaling pathway. NCBI's taxonomy places the organism in Eukaryota, Metazoa, Mollusca, Gastropoda, Architaenioglossa, Ampullariidae. The coding region runs from base 234 to 1289 and encodes 351 amino acids. Gene Ontology annotation, molecular function: peptide binding; G protein-coupled receptor activity. Gene Ontology annotation, cellular component: membrane. The transcript has 4 exons. The record is from RefSeq and is a predicted model, not a curated record.
CGGCGCCGUUUAGGCUUUUCGUACAUGAAUAGUUGGCAAAGAAAAACCUAGCUUGCUGGGCAGAAACGUCUUCACAGACGGACUGUGAAAAGCAUGCGAGAGUUCUGCGUUAGACCCACCAAGACUUCUGUGAUUCACGAGCGACAACUCAGCUCUUUGAUGGUCCUGCUCCAUGGCCACACCUUGGUCCCACAUUAACGGUUUGCUCCACCAGCAGACUUGAAGCUGUCGACAUGCCAGUGGUAGAGCCAGUCUUCAACGCCUCCACCUUGCUGGAGAUAACCCUGACUGGUGCCGUGUCACGAGGUCAAGGCCAUGAUCCCACCGUGAACGCCAGCGACAACAGCAGCGACAGCGACAGCGACGCCUUCUACCCGCUGCUGAAGCAGUCGCCCUACAUGAUCCUCCUGUACUCGCUGGCCUACGGCCUGGUCUUCGUCUCGGCGCUGGUGGGCAACGUCAUGGUGAUGGUGGUGGUCGGGAGGAACCCCGCGCUGCACAGCGUCACCAACUACUUCCUCGUCAACCUGGCGGUGGCCGACAUCCUUGUCGCUCUCUUCUGUGUCCCGUCAACCUCGUCCUCAAUCUGUUUUCAGGAGGUCAGACGCCCGUCUGAGUACUCAGACUGUUGCACCCAACAUCACUGUCACCCGACUGUUGCAGGCUGGCAGCUGGGGGAGUUCAUGUGUAAAGCGGCUCCGUACCUGCAGGGCGUCUCCGUGUGUGCUUCCGUCAACACGCUGGCCACAAUCGCACUGGACAGGUAUUUUGCCAUCUGCCACACGAUGCACCUGAAGAUCAGCAAGCGCACCUGCAGGAUCAUCCUGUUCUUCAUCUGGUUGGCGGCGCUGGGCAUCAUGGUGCCCUGGCUCAUCUUCUACAACCACCUGCUGUUCCGCUCCAGUACGCAGCAGCUGUUCGUGUGUCACGAGGAGUGGCCGUCCUUCGCGCUGCACCGAGGCUACUACAUGGGCGUCAUCUUCGUGGCCUGCUACACCGUGCCCCUCGCCAUGAUCGUCGUCUGCUACGCCCUCAUCUGCAUCAAGGUGUGGCGGCGCCACGCGCUGGGAGCCUACAACAGCAGCACCAAGCUCAUCCACCGCUCCAAGGUGAAGGUAAUCAAGAUGCUGGCUGUGGUGUGCGCCCUCUUCGCCUUCUCCUGGAUGCCGCUGUACGCCCUGCAGUUCUGGCGCCUGACGGAGCCCACGGUGGCGGACGACACUCAGCGCGUGCUGAACGACAUCGUGGUGCCCUGGCACAGUGGCUGGGCUGCUCCAACUCCUGCAUGAAUCCCAUCAUCUACUGCUUCUUCAGCAAGAAGUUUAGCGGUGGCUUCCGCGACCUCAUGACCUGCUGCGCCUGUGGUGGCGGCGACGGAGACGAGUUGGGCAAGUCCGCUUCCAGGGCUCCACCGACAACACCACCACCAUCUACCGCGCCACCAGCUCGCCCAGGUUCAACGGCAAGAGUGGCAUCGCCAAUCUCUGACCGUCGUGUCAUGUGC